AUGCCCAGCGCUCCGCAGGCGCCCGCGCGGCGCCCCAAAGAGGCCCCCGAGCAAGGACCCCGCGCUGGCCGCGCCAUGGCGGCCUCCGGCGGGGACGCGGAGCAGGAUGGGUUACAUCCAAGGAAUCUUAUCCCAGAGCUUUGUAGGCUGUUUUAUGGUUUAGGCUGGGUAACAGGAACUGGUGGAGGAAUCAGCUUGAAACAUGGGGAUGAAAUCUACAUCGCUCCUUCAGGAGUCCAAAAGGAAAGAAUACAGCCAGAAGAUAUGUUUGUUUGUGACAUGAAUGAACAGGACAUCAGUGGUCCUCCACUGCACAAGAAACUAAAGAAAAGCCAGUGCACACCUCUUUUUAUGAAUGCCUACACUAUGAGAGGGGCAGGCGCAGUGAUCCAUACACAUUCCAAGGCUGCUGUUAUGGCUACCCUCCUUUACCCAGGGAGUGAGUUCUCUAUUACCCAUCAGGAGAUGAUAAAAGGAAUCCAGAAGUGUACUUCAGGAGGCUAUUACAGAUAUGAUGAUACACUAGUGGUUCCUAUUAUUGAGAAUACACCAGAAGAGAAGGAUCUCAAGGAGAGAAUGGCACGUGCAAUGGAAAAAUACCCAGACUCUUGUGCUGUGCUGGUCAGACGUCACGGUGUUUAUGUAUGGGGAGAGACGUGGGAAAAAGCCAAAACUAUGUGUGAAUGUUAUGACUACUUGUUUGAUAUCGCAGUGCAGAUGAAGCAGCACGGGCUAGAUCCUUCAAAACAUCCAGCAGGAGAAAAUGGGAUCUUGUAAAUGUCAACAACAUUUAUACUCAGGUUUAUAUGCUGAAACCAGCCAAAACCAGCACAAAGACAAAGAUUUCCAAGUUAGGUACAAAUCAAUUCCUGUUCAGAGAAGUAGUAUCAGAUGUUUGACUCUUCUGUGAUGUACCUAAGCUCUGUAACUGUUUUGUUCUUCUUUGUGCAUCUUUCAAGCAUUUUAUGGCUUGAAACUGCUGUCCAAAAAAAGGAGGUAUGAUACUGAUACCUGUAAUGAACUGCCUUGUAAAAAUUUUGUACUCAACGAUAGAAGAAAAUUUCCAUUUUUAAAAUGCAAGCUGUAUGUGAAGUAAAAUAAGGGACCAGUAGCAGACAAUGGGAGCAACAGUAGGUCUUUAAUCUUGAGCCAUAUCUGGGUGUUAGACUGAACAGAGCGGAAUAGCAGCCUCCUCCUAUUUGAGAAAUCCCAACCUAGAAUCCAUUCCUAAAGGUGGAUGACUAAGCACUGUCUUUGAAUAAAAUGCAACCAGGGAUUUUUUUUUCCUGGGGAGAAGGAAGUACCAGUUCCAUCAAGUUGUAUCCAAGGCAGUUAUUUAGAAUUAUGAAAACCUGGUACCCUUUUGUAAUAAGAAGGUACAACUAAAUUUCUCCCAUCUCAGGACAAGAGCUAAAACUUUGGUUAUCCUAAAUUUGGUGGGAAUACUCUCAUUCCUUUUGGCUGAAAUUGUGAAAUUAUUCAUUGGCUCAGAAAGAGAUAGCAGUGGGUACCUAUGAAACCUCAAGUAACCAAUAGGUCAUUUACAUGGGACAGGGGAGUCUUGAAUUUUAUUCAGGGUUUAGUUUAUAGGUAGAUGCUUGCAUCUCUGUCCUACUUGUUGUUUGUUUGUUUGUUUGUUUUAGCUUGAGCUAGGGUAAGAUGAGUAAGCAGAAGGAAGCUAAAGUACUGUCAUUCAGCAAAGCUUUUGUCAUGGGAGAUGCAGAAAUGAAGACCCUCCAGCAGCAGAAGGAAUCACAGUGUACUCCAUACUGGAGAUUUUUGAAUGAGUGUCAUUUAUAUAAAAUGGAAUUUUAAAAGUUU
Molecule: messenger RNA, 1821 nt
Organism: Melospiza melodia melodia
Lineage: Eukaryota; Metazoa; Chordata; Aves; Passeriformes; Passerellidae
Gene: APIP
Product: APAF1 interacting protein
Exons: 8
Coding region: 1-777 (258 amino acids)
Cellular component (GO): cytoplasm
Molecular function (GO): methylthioribulose 1-phosphate dehydratase activity; metal ion binding
Source: RefSeq, a predicted model, not a curated record